Molecule: messenger RNA, 1056 nt
Organism: Pollicipes pollicipes
Lineage: Eukaryota; Metazoa; Arthropoda; Thecostraca; Pollicipedomorpha; Pollicipedidae
Exons: 7
Coding region: 78-785 (235 amino acids)
Molecular function (GO): lipid binding
Source: RefSeq, a predicted model, not a curated record
UGCGGGACGCGCCAGCGGCGCCAGUCUGCAUCCUGCCGGCCCAUCGCACCGAGUCAGACAGCCUCCUCCGACAAACGAUGAUGACGCCUUUAUCUCUGGCAUGCAUCCUCUUCGUAGCCUGCUUCUCUGGUGAAGCGCUGGCUGCUCCUCCGGGCGACUUGAUCACCAAGAUCGCCAGCAACCUAGGAUGUGGAGUCCCCUCAGAUGUUAACGCCUGCGUCCUGACCAAGUUCCGGUCCCUUAUGGACAAGAGCAAGCAGGCCUUGAUUGAAGCGGCCCAAACCAAGUUCGGCGGCGUGGGCUCUGACCCCAUUUCGAAGAUUGCAUUCCCAGAGAAGACUGUGGGUCCGGUCACUGUCUCUGGCAGCGACAUCAGUGUCGCCGGGCUCACCACUCUCCGCGUCGACAGCGUAGAGUUAUCUGGCAAUUCUGUGCAGACGACUCUGAAGCUUGGAAAGAUGGUCAUCAAGGGCCAGUUCGCCGUGAAAUACGGCCCACUUAAGCAGGAGAUUCCUCUCACGAUCAAUAUCCGUGGUGUGAAAGCGACAGGGGAAGCGAUAUUUGGCAGUGCCUCGGGGAAGUAUGUCGUGGAGGACGUCAAAAUCGACAUCAAGGUUGAUUCUAUGGAGGCGGACGUCGGCAACAACCCUUUGCUCGGUCCUUUGGUAGAAAGCUUUAUCAACGACAACAAGAAGCUGAACGGAGAGACCCUGCCGUGGCUGGCAACAAUGGUCCAGGCUUGGCUGAAGAAAACAUUAACCAAACAUUUGAGCAGACUAGGCUAAGUCAUGAAAUUAAGAACGAGUUGGCUCUUGUUGAACGAGUUCAAUUUUUCAUUUUGCCGGCCCAUCUUGCACCACACGGCACUUAUGGGCCUGCUAAUAACCGAGCACUUGACUGCAUUCAAGUAAUGAAGCGUUGGUUUGUCUCGGCAUUACUGCCAUGUAAUCGUUUUUGGAAGUGCAAUUUUGAUACAGACUCAUAUGAGAAAAGUUACCAUCGCAAAAACAACAAGCCAUCGCGUGAACGUUAAUACAGAUAUGAUUCUUGCAACAA